AUGUAUUGUAGUCAUCUAAACUUAUUUAUUAAACUUUCACUUUUGUUGGUGUUGUCACUUUUGACUACAUCUACAAACUCACAACAAUUUUUUUAUACACUUGACCCUAAUGCUACCUGUGAGCCUUGGGUUGGACACUCUUUUUGUACUGGAUUAAUUAAAAAUCCAAGUUCUAUAUAUGUUUCAACCAGUAGAUCACAAAGUGUUAUGGUUUCUCAAAUCGAUUUGAUUCAGAGCUAUUAUAAUGCUGCCACUUCACAAUGUUUGGCUGAUGACAGCAACAAUCGAAAGUUUUUUUGUAAUGCUGUCUUUCCAGAGUGUAAACCUCAAGGCUUGCCCAAUAACAAAGUUAUAAAUCUAGGUGUUGGUGUUUGCCAGGCCAACUGUAAGCAUGUCUCUGACUUGUGUAUACCAGCUGGUCUUAAUUUAGAUGAGAUAAAUUGUGAUCUAGUAAACUCCCAGAAUAUCUAUAACUAUCCACCCAACUACAAUCAAUAUGAUCUCAGUUCAUACGGUGGACCGGCCAAUGUUCAAGUGCAAUGCUUGAAUUCCUCCUCGACCGCACAGAAUGGAACAUUAGCACCUAUCAAUGGAACAUGUCCCGAUCCUUUGAUUCAUCAUGUUACUAAAGACCGACAAUCAGAUCUCGAUAAGGGAUACUAUCUUUUGGAGGGAAUCGAUUGUCUGAUGCCAUGUCCAGCGCCAUUCUUUACACAUAGUCAAUGGAGUAACAUGAGAUUAAUGAUUAGUAUUGUUUCACCUAUAUCAUUUUUCUGCAUUUCAAUGAAUUUAAUAACUUAUGUUGGAUUGAAUAGAAAAUUUGAUAGGCAUGCAUUUGGAAUUAUAUUUCUUUCAUUCUCAGUGUUCUUGAUGACUUUGUCAGAUUUGAUAUUUAUUGCAGGUGGAUGGGAUUCUAUUUGUCCAGACCCAGGAAGAUUUGCUCGUCAAUCUGACAGUAGUUGUGCUGCUGCCGGUUUUAUUUUUCAAUAUGGUGUUGUAUCUGCAAUGCUUUGGUGGGCAUCAAUGGCAUUUGAUUUAUGGUUAGUCAUCAGAAAAGUUCAAAAUGUUAAAUCUUAUGUUAGAUAUUAUAUUAGUACUAUCAAUGUAAUUGCAAUCGUUUUGGCAAUUGUACCUAUUUUCGGUAAACAAUAUGGUUAUGCUGUUGGUGGAUUAGGUUGUUGGGUAAUGGAUGAUGCUUGGCAGAAUGGUGUAUUUUGGAUUCCUUUGUGUGUCUGUCUGUUUGUCGGUAUUUCAUUUAUCUUUUUAAUCUGUUUUGAAAUCUAUAAGAUUGUAACAGCAGUCUCAAAAAUCAAUGGCAGAAGUAGUAAAAUGAGAAUUCUGAGAAUGAAUAUAAAACCAUUUAUCAUAGUAUUGUUUAUAUUCUCUCAGUUUAUGUAUUGUUUCAUUUACCAUUUCUAUGUUCAAGAUAAUAUGGAUCGUUACUAUAAUAACAUGGCAGACUAUGUGAAGUGUCUUGUUUCUACCAAAGGUGAUCCAGCGUGUGCAUCUCAUGCCAUUACAGUUCCAUACAAGAGUCAAAUAACAUUCCUCUUCUUCCUACGUAUCUUUGGUAUUGAAAUUCUUUUUUUCUAUGGAUUCACCAAGCGUACCAAAAAGAUAUGGUUACUGUCACCCGUCUUUAAGAACAGAUUUGUCGAACUCAUUAAGAAAUGGGCACCUUCAUUCUUCAGUGUCAGCUCAAUCACCACCAAUAACUCGAAUCUCAACACAACCACCGAUGGAGUCACUCAGCAAAAUACUGUAGCCAACAGCUCCAUUCAACUAUCAGUGUCUGGAUCAAUGAGAACCAGUCAAAUUUCAAUGGUAACUUUAAAUAGUAACAUUGCAAACGACGAAGAGGAAGAUAGAGAGAAUAGCGAUGAAGAUGAAGAUGAUUAA
Heterostelium album PN500 is the source of this 1899-nucleotide messenger RNA. It is a transcript of the gene fslA, whose product is annotated as G-protein-coupled receptor family protein. The record is from RefSeq and is a predicted model, not a curated record. NCBI's taxonomy places the organism in Eukaryota, Evosea, Eumycetozoa, Acytosteliales, Acytosteliaceae. Bases 1 to 1899 code for a protein of 632 amino acids. Gene Ontology annotation, molecular function: transmembrane signaling receptor activity; protein binding. Gene Ontology annotation, cellular component: membrane. Gene Ontology annotation, biological process: cell surface receptor signaling pathway. The transcript has 5 exons.